AUGCCCUCUGUCAUGAAGUUCGCUGCUGCGGCUCUCGCAGUGGCUGCACCUCUUGUUUCAGCUCAGACGUACUCUGAAUGUAACCCAAUGGAACGAUCAUGCCCUCCGAACAAGGGUUUGACUGAGUCCAACCUUCACUUUGAUUUCACCCAGGCUAGUUCCCUCGACCAGUGGAAGAUCAGUGGCGGCUCAGUUCCCACCGGCCCCAAUGGUGCCGAGUUCACUAUCAACAAGGAAGGAGAUGCUCCUACCCUUGUCAGCGACUUCUACUUCUUCUAUGGCGAAUUGUCCAUUGAGAUGAAGACUUCCCCUGGUCAAGGCAUUGUCAGCUCUGCCUUUUUGCAGUCUGACGACAAGGAUGAAGUUGACUGGGAAGCACUGGGUGGAAAAGCCAACACCAUUGAGACCAACUACUUCGGAAAGGGUGAUACCACAACCUAUGACCGUGAGACCUAUGUCCCUGUCACCAGCCCUGAUGAGUCUUUCCACACCUACACCGUCCAAUGGUCCAAGGACACUGUCAACUGGCUGAUUGAUGGUGCCAAUGUCCGCACUCUCAACUACAACGAUGCCCAGGGUGGUGCUCGCUUCCCUCAGACCCCCAUGAACAUCCACGUUGGUAUCUGGGCCGGUGGUGCUCCCACCAACGGUCAGGGUACCAUUGACUGGGCUGGUGGUCUGACCGACUACUCCAAGGGCCCCUACUCCAUGUACAUUAAGAGCAUCAGUGUCAAGAACACCAACCCCGCCGAGUCCUACACUUGGUCCGAUAUGUCUGGCUCCGCUGAAAGCAUCCAGUUCACCGGAUCCAACGUUGUGAGCUCGCGCGGCACCUCCUCCGUGGCUGCCACCAGCUCCACUUCCGAGGCGCCGAUUUCCUCUUCCACCAAGGCUCCUUCCGCUACCGAGAACACUCCCACCACUGAGAGUACCUCCACCGAGAGCACUUCCACCGAGAGCACUUCCACCGAGAGUACUUCCACCGAGAGCACUUCUGCCCCUGCCACUACCCUGGCUACCAAGACCUCCAGCUCCUCGUCUGCCCAGUACACCGCCGAGUCGACUGCCGUCUCCGGCUCCGGUGCUGCCAGUGCUGCCAGUGUUGCCAGCUCUGGUGUCUCCCCCAGUGGCUCUAGCAGCUCAGGCUUCCGCUCCAGCCCCAGCCCUAGCUCUGGAUCUAGCUCUGAAUCUGGGUCCUCCGGCUCCGUCUCUAACACCGAGACCGGCUCCACCGCCCCUUCGGGCUCUGGCUCACUCACCAGUGCCAGCGCUAGCGCCAGCCCUAGCUUCAACGCUGCUGCCUCUGUCGCUGCCAGCUACCUGGGACCCGUGUCCCUCCUGGGUCUGGUGACCGCCCUGCUCCAGCUCUAA
Messenger RNA from Penicillium digitatum Pd1, 1371 nucleotides. Its product is annotated as glycoside hydrolase family 16 protein. Gene Ontology annotation, biological process: fungal-type cell wall organization; carbohydrate metabolic process. Gene Ontology annotation, cellular component: fungal-type cell wall. Lineage: Eukaryota; Fungi; Ascomycota; Eurotiomycetes; Eurotiales; Aspergillaceae. Gene Ontology annotation, molecular function: glycosyltransferase activity; hydrolase activity, hydrolyzing O-glycosyl compounds. The record is from RefSeq and is a predicted model, not a curated record.